UUCAAUUAGAAGGUGCAUCACUGAGAGAGAGUCAUUGUGUUUCAAUGAACACACUGCCUGAGUCCUGAGCUUCUUUGAGAACGGAUUACCAUUGCCAGUUUCUAAGGAUGACUCUCAGCUGCAGCACCAGUUGAUGAAAAACUAUUUCAGACCUUAACAUCUUCGUCAGAACACCAGAGGCAUCAAAGAUCAUAAGUUUGAAAUGUGUGAUCCUCAAGAAAAAGACCACAAGCACAGAAAGACUGCUAACUCAAAAUCUCAUCAAAUGAAGCACCAUCACCAAAACCAAGGCCAUCUUCAUCACCAUGACCAGCAAAAGUUACAUCAGUCAGAUGACAAUGAUAGUCAUGACACCAAUUCAACAGCGGAGGACAGUAUUUUCAGCGAUCAUCACCCCGACCAUCGACAUCAGUGUGAUAAUGACAAGACUCAUCAUUCCCACUGUCACCAUUACCAUCGCAAGCAAAACCAUGUUUCUCAUCCCAAAACUCCCUUGAGUGAUUCAACUGGUUCCUCUUCAUCCUCCUCUUCUUCUUCAUCCUCUUCAUCAACAUCCUCCUCCUCUACCUCUUCCUCCUCCUCUUCCUUUUCUUCCUCCUCUUCAACGUCUUCCUCUAGCCUGUCCUCUGAGACCAGCAGUGAGUGUUUAGAUAGUGUUCCACUUAAGAAGCCCCAGCAUUCACAGUCCUGUACUGACAUUUCCAGGAAACAUAGAUACUUUGAAGAAGGAGACGACACAGCCCCUUUGAUAGAUAAAAAGGGUUAUCUAAACAGGCUCCCUGCCAAACAGGAACGAGAGAAAGGCAAGUCCUCCCACAGGGGCCCUACUCAGGGCACCCUGAAGAACACACAGAGGAUUACAAGAGGCUCGGGAAAUGAUGGAAAUUUCCGCAAAGCCAAAUCAAUGGAGGCUCUCACUAGACCCAAAGAAAGUGAAUGGCAUGGAAAUGAAGAUGAAAAUGAAUCAGAGAGGAGCAAAGGGGAAGCCAGGAAGAAUUUAAUGAAGGAAAAAAUGAAGUUCUCUGCCUUCCUUAAUGAGAUCACUCGGCAGGUGCUCAGCCCGAUGAGACUCACCACUCUUGGGGUUACAGAGGCUCAAAGACCCUGCAGUCCAGGGCAGGCCUCUGUUAGAUCCAGUAAAGUAGACAGCAGCACUGAGAAACUCAGACAGCAGAGGAGUCGGCCUGCCAGUGCAGACUCAAUUAGCUCCAGCAAGUACUCCCAUACCAGCAAGCACUCUUCUCAACUUUCUCACUCUAAAUCUUUCCACCACCAUCAUAGCCACUGUUCUGCAGACUCACCCCAUCACAUGUAUCACAGGCCCAGAAGCAGCACUGAUGUUAGCUGUUUGAAAAGAGGUCACUCCCAUUCGCCUUCUCAUAAGCACCAUCACCACCGUCACCAAGGAGACCAUCGCACUUUUAGUCGUCAUCAUCACCAUGGUGACCGCAACAGCCCAAGGAAUCUCCAUCACCACAGAGACCACCACAGUCCUGUCUAUCAUCAUGGAGGUCACAAUAGCCCCACUUAUUCCCAUGGUGACCAACACAACAUUUCUCAUCACCACAGAGACCAUGACAGCACAACCCAUCAAGAUCACUAUGGAGACUAUCAUCGUGGAGACCAAUGCAGCCCAACUCACCACCAUGGAGAGCACUGCAGUGAAACUCAUCAUCAUCACCAUGGAGACUAUCAUAGCCCUGCUCGUCACCAUCACCAUGGAGAGCACCAUGGCCAUGCUCAUCACCAUCGUCAUGGAGACCACCAUGGCCAUGCUUAUCACCAUCGUCAUGGAGACCACCAUGGCCAUGCUCAUCACCAUAGGGAUCAUCCUAUUACAACUCAUCAUCACCAUGGAGACCACCACAACCCAACUCACCAUUGUGAAGGUCAACACACCCCAACACAUCACCAUGGAGACCAUCACAGUUCAGGUCACCACCGCCAUAGCACACACCCAAACAUUGAACGCCCUACUACACCACGUCACCAUGGACUCCACAGCCUAACCAAUGACUGUGGAGAUCACCAAAGCCCAACAAUUCAUCAUCACCAUAGUGACCACCACAACCCAACACAUCACCAUCACCAUGGAGACCACCACAGUCCAGGCCAUCACCAUCACCAUGGAGACCACCAUAGUCCAGGCCAUCGCCAUCACCAUGGAGACCACCACAGUGAAUCUCAUCAGCAUCACCAUGGAGACCACCACAGUCCAGACCAUCACCAUCAUCAUGGAGACCACCACAGUGAAUCUCAUCAGCAUCGCCAUGGAGACCACCACAGUCCAGACCAUCAGCAUCACCAUGGAGACCACCACAGUCCAGACCCUCAGCAUCACCAUGGAGACCACCAAUGUGAAUCGCAUCAGCAUCAUCAUAAAGACCACAACAGUGAAUCGCAUCAGCAUCAUCAUAAAGACCACCACAGUGAAUCUCAUCAGCAGCAGCAUGGAGACCACCACAGCAAAGCUCAUCGGCAUCACCAUGGAGACCACCACAGUGAAUCACAACAUCAUCAGCAUGGAGACCACCACAGUCCAAGCCAUGAGCAACGCCAUGGAGACCACCACAGUCCAGGACAUCAGCACCAACAUGGAGACCACCACAGUAUAGCUCAUCGGCAUCACCAUGGAGACCACCACAGUGAAUCUCAACAUCAUCAGCAUGGAGAUCACCACAGUUCAGACCAUCAGCAUCACCACAGAGAUUACUAUAGUACAUGUCAUCACAAAGGACAUCACCCUGAAUCACAGCUCAACCAGCCCCACUCCAAAAACAAUGAUAUUGACCAUGAUGACAUUGAUGACCACAACACUAAUUUAAAGGGGUAUUCUGCUGGCAGUCCGCCUUCACACAGGAAGCUGGAGUCUCUUUCCAACAAGGCAGAUUCACCCAGGAACACCAGCAGCUCCUCCAGUCAGGAAGAGGAACAUACAAGCUUCACUGGCUCAUCAUUACAUAAAGAAAAGCCACAUGAGCUGGGUAGAAUCAUGAUACUACAGGAGCAGAAUGAAGGUCUGCAUCAAAGUUUGCUGAAGACAGCAGUGAGGAUGGAGUGUUUAGGAGAGGAGUUCAUGAGCAGCCAAAAGCUUUUGGAGGCAGAACUCCAGAGGACACGUGUGGAGCUUAGCAACCUCACAGAGAGGUUUAAGAGACUACACGACAAGUGCUCCUCCACACAACAGACUAAUAAUUUUCUAGAGCACAAGCUUCAUUCAGUGGCUCAGAGUAUGGAAGACGAACGUGAGAGGUUGAACCGGCGUAUUUCAGCACUGACGGAGAAGCUUGCUGAUGCAAAAUUUGCCAACAGUCUGGAAACAUUCAAUGUAACAUCAGUGCUACACAGAACCGACCUCCAUUUUCAGUCAGAUGAUGCCAUUAAUCAGGUGGUUCUCCCCAUCACUCCCCCUCCGGCUCAGUUCAUGGACGGGCAAAACUAUGGAAAGUCCAAAGCCGGCGGGCAGGAGCAACCUCUAGGGUCAGUUCCAGAGGAGGAGGAAUCUGACUGGUCAGAGAUGGGAGAAGAGACCCCACGAUUUAUACUGACAGGAUCAGACAGAGGUCAAGCGUGGAGACACCGGGAAGGAGACGUGGACAAAGACAGCGAGUCAGGGGUCGAGGAAAUUGUCAGACGACACUCUCCACGCGCCCCCCAGAUACCUCAUCUCCAGUUCACCAUUCACAAUGAGAAUCUGUCUGAUGGCAUGAGAGGUGAGGGCACUUACAGGAUCACCACAAGUCCAAGCCUUGGCUCGGCCACCCUCAUCCGGUCAGCUAGCCUGGAGGAAAUCCCUCUAGCACGCCAUCACAUGCAGAAGGAGCUAAGAGGCACAGAGGCCAUGAUGGACCUCCACCACCAAGGGGACGAAGCUAUUGAGGAUUUAGAUAAUGAGAUCAUUCAUCACUGGAGAACAAGCAACGCCAGGGAUGCAGCUAUUGGGAGGCCGAUAGAAAGCAGGACGUCAGAGACAGAUAGCAGCCUGACCAGCCUGCAGUCAGCUGAGCUGAUGCUAAACCACUUCAUAUGUGAACCGCAGCCGGGUGAAGGAAAAGGUCAGGGCAGGGCUGAGGUGCACGGCUGGACAGGAGGGAUUCCAGACAAGGUGUUGAGAGGGGAGCGAACACAGCUGUGAGAGAAACAAGUGCACUGUUCACUGUGUCUGAAAUCAUAAUUUACUGUGAGCUUUAUUUACUCGGAAAAGUUCAAUGGAGCUCUUUUUCAGUGGCUCAGUGGUUCAGCCUCAGUACUUAACAUGUGGUUUGAGGAGACUUUGAAUUCAAACUGUAAGACUUACUGGAUUUACUUGCCUGUCUCUAACUGACACUUUUCAGACAGCACAUUGGGCUCCCUCAUUUGUUUCUUAAUAAAAAUCUACACUUAAAUAAAUAAUCAUAUUACAUGCAUUCAACACACGUUUGCAGUUUUAACCAAGCCUAUAAAAAAUGAGAUCAAUACACUUAACAUUUGCCAAGUGGAAUUGGAGACAGAUGAAUAAUAUAUGUAUUUAAACAUAAACUAUAUUUUUCUGUACCUUGAAACAUCCUCUACGGCUUAGAUUUGGUCAUUUAAUGGUAAAAUGUAGAUGUGUAUUUUUGUUAUAAAUGCAGAUAUAGCCAUUUCCUUUUUCUGUUCUUUCAUCUCUGUGAAAUACAAAAGGUAGUUAUUCUGUUUAUCUGUUUGCUUUAUUGCAUGAAACAUCAUAUAUUCAUAUAAGGUGUACUUCUUGAGUAGGUAGCCACAAUUAUGCAUUGUUGAAUGCAUGGUUUAAUGCCAUAUACUGCAAUCUAAAAACAUCCUAAAAUAUUUUUUUUUCAGUGUUUUCCUGUUAAUCAAUUUACCUGUUAGUCUUAGUAGGCAUAUACUAUAUAACAUAAUGAAUACUUACAGUCACAAUACAGUUUUGAAAUAGCUUUAAAUAUGUUUAUAAUGAAAAACUAUUGUCCUGUCUCUGUGUAAAACAUUUAUUUCCUCUGGUUGCAAUAAUUAUCCUGCCAAAGUAAAUGCUUACUUACUAUUGAACAAAUUUCCCAAGCUUGUGUAAAUACCAUCCAUGUAACUCUGUCUUUGUAACAAUUAAUAAACCAAAUGAAGAAACAAUGAGACAUAA
Molecule: messenger RNA, 5110 nt
Organism: Siniperca chuatsi (mandarin fish)
Lineage: Eukaryota; Metazoa; Chordata; Actinopteri; Centrarchiformes; Sinipercidae
Product: filaggrin
Exons: 8
Coding region: 203-4135 (1310 amino acids)
Source: RefSeq, a predicted model, not a curated record